AUGCCGGCGCUGGCCCAGCGGCUCGGGCUGCCCCAGGGCCCCGGCGAGGCCUGCGAGGAGCUGCGCCUCGGGCUGCUGCAGUUGCUCACCGAGCUGCUCCGCCGCUGCGACCGGACCGCCCUGGUGCCCUUCCUGGCCGAGGCCGUGGCCGUCCUGCGCGCAGCCCUGCUCGACCCCUUCCCGCCCGCCAAGCGCCAAGGGUGCCAGGGGUGCCAGGCCGCCGCCGCCGCCCUGCCAGAUCAUUUUCACCUGCAGUCGGAAAGCUUGAUCAGUCCCUUAAUGCAGGCCAUUUCCCAUCAACACUACAAGGUCCGUGUUGCUGUCAUUCACGCCACAGGAUCCGUGAUCCAAUUUGGCAAUGUGAAAUCGCUGGAUGACGUGCUUUCCCACCUUGCCCAGCGAUGCUUUGAUGACAUUCCACAGGUCAGAGAGGCUGUUNUCAGCGUUGUCGGGGAAUGGCUGUUGCACCUGCGGGAUCGCUAUUCCUAUUUCCAUAAGUUAAUCCCUCUCUUACUCAGCGGCCUGACGGAUGAAAUGCAUGAGAAUAAGGAGCUGGCUUUAACUUACUGGAAGAAAGUGGGAUUGCAGUGGGAAAAAGAAAAUGAAGAAGAUAUUAAGGAUAAACUUGAUUUUUAUGCUGAGCCUUCUUAUUAUCCACCAGGAUUAACUCGCCCGAACCUGGGAUGUCGAGAGCUGGUAACCAGAAACAUCUUCAAAAUACUUCCUGGCCUCUGCCACGAUAUCACCGACUGGGUCAAAGACACCCGAGUCAAGGCAUCCCAGCUCCUGUUUAUAUUGUUGCAGCACGCGGAGGAUCACAUCACUCAACACAUGGAACUCCUCCUGCGGACGUUGUACCGCGUGUGCUCCGAUGAGGAAAGGAGCGUGGUUAGCAACUGUUUGAAAGCAACAAAGCUGAUUGGCGCCUUUGUCAACCCAGCGGUCUCUCUGAAACUGAUCCUGUCCGACCUCCAAAGAGCCCCCACGGCGUCUUACCUCAUGAUUCUGGCGGCCGUGAUCGAGGGCUCUCCCCGCAAAGUCUUGCAACCUCAUUUGGUGACCCUUAGCGCCGCCCUCUGCAACCCUGAAGUCAGUCAGCGGACGGAAGAGGUCUUUUAUUUGGAGCAGCUGCUUUGCUGUGUGGAAGCCCUCACUGAGCUGUGCCAGGAAGACUGCAAAGAAAUAAGCCUGCAGCUCACCAAGGUUUUGGUGACCAUCAUGGCAAUACCAACCACUGGACACUUACAUUUAGAGGAAGCCAUGAACGCAUUGGCCGAGGUUCAGCACAUUCGGAGUGUUGCUGGCUUAUACAAGCAGCACAUAUCUCAACUAAUGGACUGGAUGUCCUCAACUCACGACCGCUGGAGCUGCUACUCCCCAGAACUCUUGCAGCUGGAUGUAAUUGCGACUCAGUCAGGCCCUGCGAUUGCCGAAGUGCUGAAGGAUUUUAUUGCCAUCCUUAGAACUUGCCUCCAGACUUCCAGGGACCCUCGGAUGCGUCUGAAGUUGUUUUCUAUUUUAUCCGAAUUGCUUCAGAACCCAGGCAAGACAGUCAACUCAGAAGGGCAGUUCGGUAACUACCUUGAGAUUGUGAUAAAAGACAUCCUGUCUCCUAAUCUCCAGUGGCAGGCGGGAAGAACGGCAGCUGCCAUCCGCACCACGGCUGUGGCUUGCCUCUGGGCUCUGAUUUACAGCGAACUGCUCUCUCCAGAAGAGUUGCAAAAUGUCAAAGAUGCCCUCAUGCCUCAGAUCAUGGCGACGCUGGAGGAAGAUUCCAAAAUGACCCGUUUGAUGUCUUGCCGAAUUGUCAGGACUUUUUUAGACAAUUGCGGAAAACAGCCUGAACUCAGCAAAAUUUAUCCAGAACUCUUGAAGCGCUUGGAUGAUGUCUCGCACGAUGUCCGUUUGGCAGCUGCCGAUGCCUUGACCAGUUGGUUCAAGUGUGUAAAUGACCCGGAGACGAAAGCUCUUCUGAAAACCAACAUUGAGCUUCUCUACAAAGAGUUGUUAAUUCACCUGGAUGAUCCCGACCAAAAUAUCCAAUCGGCUGCUUUAGGUAAUUAUCCUGUUCAGUAA
Protobothrops mucrosquamatus (brown spotted pit viper) is the source of this 2076-nucleotide messenger RNA. RefSeq names its product dynein axonemal assembly factor 5 (gene DNAAF5). Gene Ontology annotation, biological process: cilium movement; outer dynein arm assembly; inner dynein arm assembly. The record is from RefSeq and is a predicted model, not a curated record. The transcript is spliced from 12 exons. Lineage: Eukaryota; Metazoa; Chordata; Lepidosauria; Squamata; Viperidae. Bases 1 to 2076 code for a protein of 691 amino acids. Gene Ontology annotation, molecular function: dynein intermediate chain binding. Gene Ontology annotation, cellular component: cytoplasm.